This is a messenger RNA of Rana temporaria (common frog), 1857 nucleotides long. RefSeq names its product adaptor related protein complex 5 subunit mu 1 (gene AP5M1). Gene Ontology annotation, cellular component: late endosome; lysosome; cytosol. Bases 331 to 1797 code for a protein of 488 amino acids. NCBI's taxonomy places the organism in Eukaryota, Metazoa, Chordata, Amphibia, Anura, Ranidae. The transcript has 9 exons. The record is from RefSeq and is a predicted model, not a curated record. Gene Ontology annotation, biological process: endosomal transport.
GCGGUGUUAGAUUACUAAAGGGGGGUUGUAUCAUAGGAACGCUGUUUCCAUAGCAACCAAUCCGCUGCAAACUCGGAGACUAGGUUGCUAUGGGCUAUCUGCGGUACUUCUGCUGCUUGUAGCACUGCUGUGUCUGCGGGUGUGGAGAGACAUACAUAGGACUGCCCUGUACUUCCUGUUUAUGUGUGUGUCAUGUGACUGAUUUCUGAGUCACUCAGCUAAUAUGCAGCUCUGACUUCACUGGCCCUGGAUCGUAUUAUGGUGCUGCAGCUUCUGGAUCAGUAGUUACAAGUACAGCAUACAUGAUUUGUGGAUAUUCCUUACACAAUAAUGCCUGUUCGCGGAUUGUGGAUCUUAAGCUGCCAAUCAGGAGAAUGUGGAUCAGUAAAAUUCUCUAGACGUUACCCUACUGUAGAGAAAAGAGCCAAAGGUUUUAAUAAGUCAAGCUAUGCAUCCAUUCCAGAGGAUGAAGUCCUUUUAAAAGCAUUGCUGUUUGAGGUCGGUUUAACAGGCGGUAGUGAAACCUUUGUGGAAUACAGGGAUAACUGUUCCAGAAUCACUAAAACCAACGUGCACUCGCUGACGGUUCCUGAUGGGAAACUUUGGCCCAUCCUUGCCAUUCCAGAUGGUGACUUAAUCUAUGUGUGCCUGCCUUUGGUAGAACAGUUACUGAUACCCACGCCACCACUUAUAAAUAUUAACAGUAUCUCCGAAGCAUUUGCUCUUUUGUACGGUAUCAUGCAGUUCAUCAACUCAAAACACAGCACAGAGGCAGAUCUAUCAUCAAAGAUGGCCCAACUGCCACUUCUAGUCACACGGGCCUGUCCGUUGGGUUCUCCCAUGGACACUAACUUUUCUGCCCUGCCAGAUAGUCUAAGCAGUAUCUCUAUAAACCAAUCCUAUAAAGCCCCGGCAUGGGGGACCAGCAAACAGAAGGGGAAAGCUCAAAUCGAAGUCUCCAUCACAGAGAAAGUCAACUCAACUCAGUAUGAUAAAGGUGAUGAUAGUGACACGUGGCAGGUGUAUGGGACAGUCUCUUGCAAGUGUAAUUUGGAAACAAUCAGCCAAAAUGUAAUCGUCGGCUUGAAUCUUCCUGCUAACGGCUCCCCUCUUCAGGAUAUUCUGGUACAUCCCUGUGUGACUUCCAUUGACUCUUCCAUGCUGAUCUCGAGCAGCGUGGCGGCUACUGAUGACUCGGCAUUCAAUGGGCCAUACAAAUUUCCAUUCAUUCCACCCUUUGAUUGGUUCCAAUUGUGCUACUACACAUCACAGGUGCCAGUGCCUCCAAUAUUGGGUUUCUAUCAGAUGACCGAAGAGGGGCACCAGGUACAGAUAUCGGUUAAACUGAAGCUUCAUGAGAGUAUCAGAAAUGUAUUCGAUUACUGUGAAGCUAAGAUUCCCUUUUUCAACAAAGGCCAGAUUAAGCAUUUUGAACACAAAGCUAGUCAUGGACAACUUGAAUUAUCAAAGGAGAAAAGUCGUCUGAUCUGGGUGAUAGGACAAAAGUUUCCAAAAUCUCUAGAAAUUUCUCUUACGGGAACUGUGACAUUCAACUCAGAACAGCAUCCCAAUGACCUUGUGGACUCAGUCUGCGUUGGGAAUACAGCCUAUGUUAAACUUUCUUUUAGAAUCCCAGACUACAGCCUCACAGGAUGUUACACGGACCAGCAUUCUGUCCAAGUCUUUUCAUCUGCAAAGCCAAAAAUUAUAACAUCUCGUGAAUUGAUCUCUUCAGAAUAUUAUAUCUGGAAUUCCAAAGCACCAGCGCCAGUUUUGUGCCGAUCAUUUUUUGAUUGAUUGUUCUUUGCUGUAUUUGUAAAUAACUAAACUGUCCAAUAAAAUACACUUUAUCUUGUA